Acanthoscelides obtectus is the source of this 2287-nucleotide messenger RNA. NCBI's taxonomy places the organism in Eukaryota, Metazoa, Arthropoda, Insecta, Coleoptera, Chrysomelidae. The record is from the annotation of a GenBank genome assembly.
AAGGACCCGGACGCGUGAAUGGAGGGAGUUUGUGUUAGCAGUUAUCUUGUAAUGCACUAGUCUUUGGCUAAAACAUGUUUCGUUUGUUUCAGAUACCGAAUUUAUCUACAAAGAUGAACACGGAGGCGUCACGCUGUUUGACGCAGAUAAUUUGACCACAACGGUGGUCAUGACUAAUAUAACUUUUGUGUCGAAUGACCUAAGGUAUAUUCUACUGAUCAGUGAUGUUUCUAGAGUUUAUAAGUAUUCUACGAUAGCGAAGUACCACAUUUAUGAAAUUGCUACUAGACUGAGGAAACCCCUUUCCCCGAACGAGCUGGAUGAAAAUGCGCCCUUUCUGCAAUAUGCUACCUGGUCACCAGAUGGCACUGCCGUCGCGUUCGUCUAUGACAACGACAUUUACUAUAAGCCGAAGGUGGAAAAAGAUCUAGUGUGCAGGAUAACCAGCUCGGGACAAGCGGGUGUGAUAUUCAACGGCAUCACAGACUGGUUAUACGAAAGCUACAUCCUGCACAAAUCAGGCGUGGUGUGGUUCUCCCCGGACAGCGUGUACCUGCUAUACGUGACCUUCAACGGCACCAAUGUCGGCGAGUACAAGUACCCGUGGUACGAUGGGGAAGAGGGGCAGUCCGUGUAUCCGAAGAUCAGGUCGUUCAGAUAUCCGAGGGCCGAAACACCGAAUCCGGAAGUCACCGUCUGGAUCGUGAACUUAACUCGACCCAAAUACCUUUUCCCCUUCGAACUCAAGCCCACGAAUAGCGUAGAACCAGACAGUUACGUCACCAGCGCUUCCUUUUAUGGUCAAAACAACGUCGCCAUAGUUUGGCUGAAUCGACAUCAAAACAUCUACGUUAUCGUCACAUGCAGGAUACAGGACUCAUACAAUUGCACCGACUUCCACAUAGAAAAAGAGCACAUAGGGUGGACAGAGCCGAUUUUCCACCCUGUGUUCAAUGAAAACGGCACCAAGGUUUUAGUACGUCUUCCAGUGAAAGAUGGCGAUAAUGGCCAUUAUAUGCACGUCUGUGAGAUCCACAACAAUAAAGUCAGGCCUCUCACUCAUGGAGCCUUCGAACUCACCAGGAUUUUAGCUUGGGAGGAGGAAUAUCAGAACAUAUAUGCAAUAGGAACAAUAGAAAACUCUCCCGGAAUGCGGCAUCUGAUAAAAAUAAUGGACAGCAAAAGUCCUCCCGAGUGGGAGUGUCUGACCUGCAGACCGGAAAUCGAUGUAAAUUCUACUUUUCCGGAAAACUUAAAUGAAACUGUGAUAAGUCAUAGUCUUUGGCUGGACUACCCUUGCGAUUACAAUAACGUAAUCUUUAGCAAAAAUUACAAGUACUACAUCCAAGAAUGUCUUGGACCGGAAAUACCUAUAGUUUUGUUAGUGAAGACUUCUACGAAUGCCAGAAGAGCUAUUUUGGAUACUAGUUUUAAGCUUAGGAGAAAAGUAAGAAAAUUUUCACCGCCGCAAGUGAAAACAAUAUCUGUAGAGAUAGAAUACGGUUUCAAAGCACAAGUGAGGUUAUUUCUUCCAGGCGUCUUAAGAGAAUAUGAAGAAACAACCUUCCCACUUAUACUUCUAGUUGAUGCCGCUCCGUCUUCCCAAGCCGUUUCUUCCAAAUGGGAGCUGUCAUGGCCAUGGUACCUCUCAAGUACUAGGAAUUAUAUUGUAGCACAAAUUGACGCAAGAGGGUCAGGAUUCCAGGGAAUAAAAAUGAGAAGAGAAGUGCAACGGAGGAUAGGACUGAUAGAAGUUCAAGAUCAAAUCGCAGUCCUAACGUAUCUGAGGGACACGUUCAAGUUUAUAGAUAGAACCAAGAUAUGCACAGUUGGAAAGGGCUAUGGAGGUUUCGUUGCAACUAUGAUGCUGUUGCAGGAUUUCCACCAGGUCAUGAAUUGUACCAUCAGUAUCUCGCCUAUUACCAACUGGAGAUUCUUCAAUUCCUACUUCACCGAGAAAUACCUUGGCUUUCCAUCGAAACAUCUCCAGGAAUACGACAACGCCGAUUUGACCUUAAAGGCGGUGAACCUGAACGAUCGCCAUUUCUUAUUGAUUCACGGAACAGCUGACACCGUCGUUACUCCGCAGCACUCUAUGAUGUUGGCAAAGGCUCUUAUCGAGCAAGACAUCCUCUUCCAGCAGUUGGACUAUCCUGACGAAGAUCACAAUUUCCAGAAAAAGGCGCUGUUGCACAUGUACAAGGAAAUCGACUCAUUUUUCAAUGACUCUUUCGGUCCCAUUUAUGACGAUUGGGAUUCAGACGAUGAAACGAGCUUCUUCAUUUGA